This is a messenger RNA of Penicillium daleae, 1230 nucleotides long. Its product is annotated as epoxide hydrolase family protein. The record is from RefSeq and is a predicted model, not a curated record. The transcript has 4 exons. Gene Ontology annotation, molecular function: epoxide hydrolase activity. Gene Ontology annotation, biological process: epoxide metabolic process. NCBI's taxonomy places the organism in Eukaryota, Fungi, Ascomycota, Eurotiomycetes, Eurotiales, Aspergillaceae. The coding region runs from base 1 to 1230 and encodes 409 amino acids.
AUGUCUAACCAGGUGCAACCGUACACAAUCGCAGUGCCCGUUGCAGAUUUGCAGGAUCUCAAGCAGCGCCUUCAUCUGGCCAAAUUUGCAUCUCAGCUUGAGUCACCGGAGCAAGACUCGUGGGAAUUUGGUGUGCCGACCAGCGAAGUUCAGCGACUUGUGAAAUACUGGAAAGAGGGCUUCGAUUGGCGAAAGGCAGAAUCUCAUCUAAAUGAACUACCGCAGUUUCAUACUGACAUUGAAGUUGAUGGAUUUGGGGUAUUAGAUAUCCACUUUGUUCACCAGACCAGUCCUGUCAAGGGUGCUAUUCCCCUUCUAUUUAGUCAUGGAUGGCCUGGAUCAUUCGUCGAAGUGACGAAGCUUCUGUCGAAGCUUAAAGGUGAGGAUGGACAUCCCGCAUUCCAUGUCGUGGCCCCAUCGCUUCCAAACUUUGGAUUCUCAUCUGGAGUGACUCGUCGCGGAUUCGGCCUGGGCCAGUACGCUGAGGCUCUGCAUAAGCUUAUGCUUAAGCUGGGCUAUAAUCAAUACGUCACGCAAGGUGGAGACUGGGGCUUUUGGAUCACACGAAGUAUUGGCCUUCUUUACCCCGAGCACUGCAAAGCCUCCCAUGUCAACAUGAUCGUGGCUCGGCCACCUCGAUGGAGUACUAGCCCUUUCCUCGCUUUACAACAUGCUUUCACGCCUUACACUACUCGAGAGCGGGAGGGACGCAAGCGAUCCGAAUGGUUCGAUCGGGAAGGCUACGGAUACAAUACGCUCCAAAGCACCAAGCCGCAAACGAUUGGUGCUGCACUUGCAGACAGCCCAGUCGCUUUGUUAACCUGGAUUUACGAAAAGCUCCACGAUUGGACGGAUUCCUACCCCUGGACCGAUGACGAGAUUUUGACUUGGGUCUCGAUCUACUGGUUCUCCAAAGCGGGACCAGAUGCAAGUGUGCGCAUUUAUUAUGAAGCUCUGCAUGCCGAAUCAGCCUCCGGAAUCACGUAUGAUCAAUUGAGGUCUUACAUUCCUGAUGUAAAGCUUGGUUUGGUUCACCUUCCACGGGAAAUUUCGGUUGUUCCAGCCACAUGGGCGGCGGCGUUGGGUCCGGUUAUACGGCAGAGUGAGCAUAGUCGUGGGGGUCAUUUCGCAGCAUGGGAAGUUCCGAAUGCUAUUAUUGAGGAUCUCUGGGCAAUGUUUAGUGAGGGAGGUCCUUGUCAUGGAGUGAUACCUAACAGGGAUGGGCAUUGA